Dovyalis caffra is the source of this 189-nucleotide messenger RNA. NCBI's taxonomy places the organism in Eukaryota, Viridiplantae, Streptophyta, Magnoliopsida, Malpighiales, Salicaceae. The record is from the annotation of a GenBank genome assembly.
AUGGCUGCACGAGUGGAGAAAAUUUUCUUGGGGCAAGGUCCGCGAGGAAUAAGAGAUGCAUCUGGAGCGCUCUAUCUCCCUACCCUUGUUGAAAACUUGAUGGAUGGAUAUCUUCUGUCCCUUACAGCUCAUAUGGACCAUAACUCGCAAAUUGCUCUGUUGGAUCUUUCAAUGGCAUUGGGCCCAUAA